Molecule: messenger RNA, 906 nt
Organism: Coccomyxa subellipsoidea C-169
Lineage: Eukaryota; Viridiplantae; Chlorophyta; Trebouxiophyceae; Coccomyxaceae
Product: RNI-like protein
Exons: 5
Coding region: 1-906 (301 amino acids)
Biological process (GO): SCF-dependent proteasomal ubiquitin-dependent protein catabolic process
Cellular component (GO): SCF ubiquitin ligase complex
Molecular function (GO): protein binding
Source: RefSeq, a predicted model, not a curated record
AUGAACGAUGGAGCCUUCUGGGAGCUGCCUGAUGAGCUUAUGGCCAUCAUCACCUCGCACCUGACUGAGGAUGAGGACAGGCACAGCCUGCGCCUUGUCUGCAAGCACUGGCGCAGCGCUGUCAACGGAAGCGUCUCGAGGUUGAGCGGGAACAUGUACUGGACAUGUGACGUCCACCUCCUCAUGAUGCCUCUCUUCCCCAGCGUGGCCUAUGUCAACCUCAGCCAGUGCGAGCUGGUCAGCCACAUCCAUUCUCUAUCGGCCCUGCCAGCCCUCAAGCGCCUGGACCUCAACUGGUGCACAGGGCUCAAUCCGGCCUCUCUCCAUGCCCUGACUGCCCUGACAGGGCUGUCCCACCUGGACAUGUCCGGCUGCGCUGACGCUGUCACUGAUGACAGCAUGCGCCAUCUGGCAGAUUUGCACCAUAGCCUGGAGUGGCUCAGUCUGCAGGGCUGCCCCGCUGUCAGCAGCAGGGGCUUGGAGCCUCUGCAGUCCUGCCACAAGCUGUCCUACGUCGAUCUCAGCGGUACCAGCGUUGUCAGCCUACAAUCCCUCUCUGAGUGUAUGUCCCUGCGGCGGCUGCGCCUCUCUGGGUGCGCGCGGCUGGCGGAUGGCGCACUGCACAGCCUCACUGGCCUGCCGGCCCUGGGUGAUCUGGACCUGCGCGGCAGCAAGCACCUGAUCACCGCUACUCUGCUGAAUGAUCUGGCGCAUCUCCCAGGUCUGCGCAAGCUGGACUUCGAGGGGUGCGAGGAUCUGGCAGAUGCCAGCGUGGACGGCCUGACGCGACUAAGCUCCCUGACUCAUCUGAACGUCAGCGACUGCCCCACCCUCUCGCAGAGCGGCCUCAGCCGGCUGACAGGGCGCAUGCCUCGCCACUGCGCUGUGUUCCACGGGUACUCCUGA